UCAGUGUAAGAAUUAAAAUUACAUUUAGAAGAAGAAAAAACAAAACAAGAAAAAGCUAAUUAACAUCUAAACACAGACUCAGCCCUUUUGGAAAAAUGACCACACGCACCUCAUAAAACAUUUAUCGAUAUAUUAUUGCUCUACCUUAAAUGAAUACAAUAAUUUCAGCCACUGCUAUUUCCUCCCCUAGCAUGGAAAAACGAAACCAACCCGUAAUAUAAUAGAGUUCAACAUAAUGUACGUUUCCUUGCCAAAUAUUAACAAUGCAUACACCGCAUUGUGAACGGAAACGGCGUCUGCUACUUUACAGCGUGUUAUUACAUCUCUUUUACGAGGACUUUGUAAGUCUAUAAAGAGCUUUACAGGCAUUCAGGGUACGUCGGGGCGACAUUAUAAGAGUAUUCUUAGACAUACACGGGACAAUUCGUAUUUAUCUUAAAUUUAGAUUCUUUAAUGUCUAAUUUCUUAGAAUACAUAUGUUGAUUUCCAUUGCAUUUUUAUAUAAUUUCCUACAAUGAAAAUCUAAAUUAAACCUGAUGAAAAAAGGGGGAGGAUUUAUUCACUGGCUGUAUUGGUAAAUAUGACCACGUGAUCCAUGCAACCAAUCCCUGUAAGAUGCAGGCCAGCAAAAAUACUAUGAUUGUUCAUAGAGGGACGCUUCCCGUUAACAGCGCAACCCUUUUUAUAUGAGUAAGGAAGGGAUGGAAAAAUGUCUUCCAGCGGCGCUCUCAGUAACUGCUUUGUGGACGCUAUGAUGGGGCAGGAGCCGGAGGAGAUGUACGGAGCUCGCUUCAUCCAGCCGCCGCACACCAUGACCCCGAGGCCGCCGCCAGGUGCCGGGGACAGCGCAGACUUCUCCUCCUGCAGCUUUUCACCAAAGUCCGCCGUUUUCACCCCGUCCUGGUCCUCGAUGCACCCUCAGGGACUUUAUCACCCCUAUGUCCACCAUCACCACCACCAGUCCCAUCUGCCCGCAUCGGACAGCAGAUACGUCGGCGUGCGCUCCUGGAUGGACCCAAUCUCCAGCCACGUUUCCUUCGCCGGGUUCCACUCCUCCGGCAGCAGACCGUAUGGGACUAAGCCGGAGCUCCUCCUGCCCGGGAAGCCUACAGGCGGGGACCCGCUGGAGGAAACUGAAGCUGGGACCGGAGCUGAGGCUCGACCCGUCACCGCGGAGUUCUCCUGUGGAGCUGCAGAGUGUCCGGAAAAGGCGAGCAGGGAGCGGAGUGGGAGCGAGGCUUCGAGUCAUAGCGAUCCCAAAGACGAAAAGCCACAACAACUUGACCCAAAUAACCCUGCUGCCAACUGGAUCCACGCCCGCUCGACGAGAAAGAAGCGCUGCCCCUACACUAAAUAUCAGACUUUAGAGCUGGAGAAGGAGUUUCUCUACAACAUGUAUCUGACAAGGGACCGGCGCUACGAGGUGGCUCGCAUACUCAGUUUAACGGAGAGACAAGUGAAGAUCUGGUUCCAGAACCGGAGGAUGAAGAUGAAGAAGAUGAACAGAGAGAGAAGCGGCAAGGAGGUCAUUUAAGCUCUGCUAUUUUCUGUGGCAAAAAGAAAACCCAUCUGAACUAUCACACAGUUAUUUUGUGCAGCCAUUUUUCAAAUGGGCCUUUGAUUGUAAGUGACAGCAUCAUCGGAUACACAUGCAUCACAUAUGAGGAAUUUGUCCUGGUGAAAUCCAGCACCGGAUAACUUCAAGCCAUACAAACUGGUUUUCAUUUUUUCUUUAGCCUCAUCAGCUGCACACUGGGGAGUCGAUGUGAUAUGAAACGUGCCAGUGUGUGUGUGGGUGUGUGUGUGCGAGUGUAUUUUUCGCCUUUUUUAAGAUAUGGAGUAAAAUAUUUCCCCUUGCAGCAAGAUAUUUUGACUGCUCUGGUUCCGAGCACACACAUACACAAAUGUGAUCUGUGCGACAAGGGUUAUAAACAAUGUUUACAGAAAAAGGAUGUGUGUGCGCGCGUGUGUGUGUGUGUGUACAGCUUCUUUAACAAAGAGGGUGCGAUAUAUUCC
This is a messenger RNA of Gambusia affinis (western mosquitofish), 2016 nucleotides long. RefSeq names its product homeobox D9a (gene hoxd9a). Gene Ontology annotation, molecular function: RNA polymerase II cis-regulatory region sequence-specific DNA binding; DNA-binding transcription factor activity, RNA polymerase II-specific. Gene Ontology annotation, biological process: regulation of transcription by RNA polymerase II; proximal/distal pattern formation; embryonic skeletal system morphogenesis. Gene Ontology annotation, cellular component: nucleus. The transcript is spliced from 2 exons. Lineage: Eukaryota; Metazoa; Chordata; Actinopteri; Cyprinodontiformes; Poeciliidae. Bases 710 to 1534 code for a protein of 274 amino acids. The record is from RefSeq and is a predicted model, not a curated record.